AUGUCCCACGGGACGUCGACGAUGUUCGGCUUCCCUGUCCGCGGGCUGACCGGGGAGGAGAGUUUGGGGGGCUGCGAGUGGGCGGUGGACGCCUUUAUCAUUCCCUUUUUCGCGCACACCUGCCCGGCGAAGGCCCGCGCGUUAUUGCAGUUCCGCAUUCACACGCUCUACCAGGCCAAGGCGACCGCGCGCGAGGCGGACCUCCCGCGCGGGGCCCUCUACGCCCUCCGCAUGCCCCCGCGCGCCGGCCACCCCUUCCCGGCCUACUUUCCUUUCCAGAACGCCGUGAUCGCCUACGCGAUGCGGCAGUUCGUCCUCGCGAGCGGCGAUCGCUCGAUUUUAACGCAGGGCGGCGCCGAGGUCGUGCUGGCCUCGGCCCUGGUGUGGUUGGAGUGGGGUGUGUGGGAGCGCGGCGGCUUCCACCUGCGCGGCGUCCUCGGCGCGGAUUGCUAUGGCGGCAUCCAGCACGACCACCUCUUCACCAACCUCAUCGCGCGGGAGCAGCUGCGGUGGGUGGGCGAGAUCGCGCGCGAGCUCCGCGCGGCCCGGCCGGAGCUCUGGCGCGACCUCCUCGACCGCUGCGAGGCGACCGAGGACGACAUCGCCGCGAUGGAGCGCGCGGCGGCGAAGAUGGUCAUCGUCUACGACGCCGAGAACCGCAUCCACCCCGUCGACCACACCUUCCCGACGAAAAACCGCUGGACGCUGAGCGAUCUGACCCUUCGCGACGACCGCGGCCCGCUGAUCGAGCGCUUCCACCCCUACUUGAUCUACCGCCAUCAGGUCUGCCAUAUCCCCGAUGUGCUCUUGGCGAUGAUGCUGCUGCCGGAUUGCUUCUCGGCCGAGGAGAUGCGGGCGGAUUUCGACUUUUAUGAGGCCAUCACCGCCCCCGAUUCCUACUUGCAGGGCUUUAUUAAAGGUGUCCUCGCCGCGCGGCUGCGGCUGGGGGAGAAGGCGAUGGGGUACUUCCGCCAGGCGCUGCUCUUGGACUUGGACGACGCCAUGGGGGACACCGAGGGCGGGCUGCACUGCGCGAACAUGGCGGGCGCGUGGUGGGUCCUCGCGAUGGGCUUUGCCGGGGCCAAAAUCACCCCCGAGGCCCUGCACGUCGACCCGGAGCUGCCGGCGGGCUGCCAGGGCUACGCGAUCCACCUCCGCCACGCCGGCGGGCUGGUCCGCGUCGACGUCCGGCCGCGGAUCGCGACCUACACCCUGCUUGAGGCCCCGGCGGGGACCUCCGGGCUCUGCCUCCUCCACGGCGGCCACCGCCACGUCCACCUGACGACGGCGGAGCCGCAGAAGGUCCGGCUCGGCCGCGAGCUCUGCGUCUUCGACUUCGACUGCGUGGUCUUCGAGGUCGACAGCAUCCUCGUCGGCAUCCAGGACGUCCACUACGCCGCCUGGAAAGGGGCCCUCGAGGAGUACUUCGCCGAGAUCGCGAUGCCGGAGUUCGUCUUGACGAAGGAGCUUUUCCUCGCGUAUUUGCGGCAUAACCGCCCGAUGAACGGCCUCGCGGAGCUCUUUAAGCGCUUCAAUCGCCCCUUCGCGCUGCCCAGCGGCCAGACGAGCUCGGAAAAGGGGACUAUCUUUUCCCAUCUGUUCAGCCGGAAGCUUCAGAAGUUUCGGCAAAUCAUCCAAGAACAGACCCUGCAGCUUCGCGAGGGCGCGAUUCCGCUGCUGACGAAUCUGCGCGCGAGCGGGAUUAUGGUCGGGGCCGUCACCGACAGCAAAAACGGCCGAUGGAUUAUAAACGAAUUACCCCAGCUUCAGGCGCUGUUUGAUCAUUUCAUCGACGGCGUCGAUGGGGAGAACUUGGGCUGGUGCUACCGUCCGGAGAUGGAUUAUUUCAGGUGCUGUGCGAAAAGCAUGGAUUGCGCGUGCUCGCGGGCGGUGAUCGUGAUGGAUAGCUCCGAUGGCUAUUCGAAGAGCUGUGUGGAGCAGUUCUGCAUGGUGAUCGAUGUGAGCGUGAACCAAGAGGCCCAGCAAUUUCGCAUACCCUGUGUGAAUAUUAAUGAUUUCAGCGAUUUGACGACCGAGUUGAUUAAUGAAUACAUCAGCAACGAAACGCUUCAGAACUAUCGUCGAUCCAGGCGAAUUGUGAAGCCGUAA
Messenger RNA from Phytomonas sp. Hart1, 2109 nucleotides. Lineage: Eukaryota; Euglenozoa; Kinetoplastea; Trypanosomatida; Trypanosomatidae. The record is from the annotation of a GenBank genome assembly.